AUGGCGUUCACCUUCGCCGCGUUCUGCUACAUGCUCACCCUGGUGCUGUGCGCCUCCCUCAUCUUCUUUGUCAUCUGGCACAUCAUAGCCUUUGACGAGCUGCGGACCGACUUCAAGAACCCCAUCGACCAGGGGAACCCAGCGCGGGCACGCGAGCGUUUAAAAAACAUCGAACGCAUCUGCUGCCUCCUGAGGAAGCUGGUGGUCCCAGAAUACUCCAUCCACGGCCUCUUCUGUCUGAUGUUUCUGUGUGCAGCCGAGUGGGUGACCCUGGGCCUCAACAUCCCCCUCCUCUUCUACCACCUCUGGAGGUACUUCCAUCGCCCUGCGGAUGGCUCUGAGGUCAUGUAUGAUGCGGUCUCCAUCAUGAAUGCUGACAUCCUCAACUACUGCCAGAAGGAGUCCUGGUGCAAACUCGCCUUCUACCUGCUCUCCUUCUUCUAUUACUUGUACAGUAUGGUUUAUACGUUGGUGAGUUUCUAAGGGGGAAGCCGGCCAGGGAGCAAGCCCAGAAUGGACCGGACGCCUGUGCACCCCCAGCCCUGCCCCUCGGCCGCAGAGGCCUCAGCCCUGGGGAGGGAGGGGGCACUGGUGCCCCCAGCCUCCUCUCCACCCCUCCACACUGCUGCUGCGGGGACCUCCCGCCUUCAGAGCCCCCUCCCCUUGGACCAGGGCUGGGCAGAGCUCUAAAUAGGGGCAGGGGCUCCUCGGCCAGCCUGUAGGCAUGGCAGUCAGUCUUGGAAGGGGCGGAACCUCCGGCCUUGUCCACUUGGUGGGUGGGGGGGGGGGGGACAUGGACCCUGCCAAGGGGCAGGGUGUGACCCUGGAAGUUCUGGGCCGCCCCCCUCCACCCCCACCCCAAGGCUCCCCCUGCAGGUGGGGGGGUACCCGCACCGGGAAUGAGCAGGCUCAGCAGGGGGGCAGCCCCACCCCUAGUCUGCCCUCUCCCCUCCCCCAGGCUCUCUCUCCAGACCUCCCCCUCUCCCCCAUUCCCCCUUGCCCCAAUCCCAGCCUGUCCUGUCUCUUGGACCUAUUUUCUAUGUUG
This is a messenger RNA of Neomonachus schauinslandi (Hawaiian monk seal), 1045 nucleotides long. RefSeq names its product cornichon family AMPA receptor auxiliary protein 2 (gene CNIH2). NCBI's taxonomy places the organism in Eukaryota, Metazoa, Chordata, Mammalia, Carnivora, Phocidae. The coding region runs from base 1 to 483 and encodes 160 amino acids. The transcript has 6 exons. Gene Ontology annotation, biological process: regulation of AMPA receptor activity; vesicle-mediated transport. The record is from RefSeq and is a predicted model, not a curated record. Gene Ontology annotation, cellular component: dendrite; synapse.